AUGUUCACCAAACAAACUCUUCUCGCGUUCGUCGGGGCCCUGGCCUUGGCUGCGGCCAAGACUACCACUGAAGUGAACCCAACUCAGGCUGAAAUCGAUGCAGACCGUCUUACAGCCCGGCCUUACUCUCCUGUGUCAAACGUGAGGGGCUUGGUUUUUGAUCGAUUCGUGAACAUCUGGCUUGAGAACACGGACUACGAAACCGCUGCUGCUGACGCGAACCUGGCUAAGCUGGCUAAGGAGGGUAUCCUCCUGACCAACUACUUUGCUGUCACCCACCCCUCGGAACCCAACUACUGUGCUUCCGCCGGUGGUGACACAUUUGGCAUGGACAGUGACGACUUCCUGCAGAUCCCCGCCAAUGUCUCAACUAUUGCCGAUCUGUUUGAUACCAGGCAUAUCGCUUGGGGUGAGUACCAAGAGGACAUGCCCUAUGCCGGCUACCAGGGCAUGCGGUACCCCCUCAGCGGCGCGAACCAGUACGUGCGCAAGCACAACCCGCUGGUUCUGUAUGACUCGGUUACCAACGACGCCGUGCGCCCGCGUCAAAUCAAGAAUUUCACCACUUUCUACGAUGACCUGGAACACCACCGCCUUCCCCAACACAUGUUCAUCACACCGAACAUGACCAACGACGCUCACGAUACCAACAUCGGUGUGGCCGGCAACUGGGUCGAAAGCUUCCUGCCUCCCCUGUUGAAAAACGAAUACUUCAGCAAGAACAGCCUGGUGUUGCUCACCUUUGACGAGUCAGGCAACUACACCCACCCCAACCGGGUCUUCAGCGUCCUGGUUGGAGGUGCUGUCCCCCAACACCUGAAGGGUACCACCGACGACACUUUCUACACACACUACUCAAUCAUUGCCUCCCUGUCCGCUAACUGGGGUCUGCCAUCGCUUGGCCGCUGGGAUUGUGGCGCCAACCUGCUAGACAUUGUCGCUGAAAGGACCGGCUACGUCAACUGGGAAGUGGAUCUCAGCAGUGCCUACCUCAACCAGACUUACCCUGGCCCCCUGUCUGACUCGCAUUAUUCCGCCAAGUGGCCCGUUCCUCUCACCGAUGGCGAGUGCUCUGCUGGUAAUGGUAUUGCUAAGGUCGUGAAGAAGACCUACCACGGUCUUCACGCUACCCGCGACUACACCAGUCCUGUGCCGUAUGACGAGGCCAGUGGAAACAACCUGGGCAUCAAGUACUCGCGUACUCUGAAGCAUGGUAAGAAGCAGUCUGGUAUCACUGGGAACCAAUAA
This is a messenger RNA of Penicillium psychrosexuale, 1248 nucleotides long. Its product is annotated as putative acid phosphatase. Gene Ontology annotation, molecular function: hydrolase activity, acting on ester bonds. Gene Ontology annotation, biological process: phospholipid catabolic process. NCBI's taxonomy places the organism in Eukaryota, Fungi, Ascomycota, Eurotiomycetes, Eurotiales, Aspergillaceae. The transcript is spliced from 3 exons. The record is from RefSeq and is a predicted model, not a curated record. Bases 1 to 1248 code for a protein of 415 amino acids.